This is a messenger RNA of Heteronotia binoei (common prickly gecko), 4162 nucleotides long. RefSeq names its product adaptor protein, phosphotyrosine interacting with PH domain and leucine zipper 1 (gene APPL1). Gene Ontology annotation, cellular component: cytoplasm; endosome membrane. NCBI's taxonomy places the organism in Eukaryota, Metazoa, Chordata, Lepidosauria, Squamata, Gekkonidae. Gene Ontology annotation, molecular function: identical protein binding. Gene Ontology annotation, biological process: signaling. The record is from RefSeq and is a predicted model, not a curated record. The coding region runs from base 182 to 2305 and encodes 707 amino acids. The transcript is spliced from 22 exons.
GAGUAGACUGAACGCUUUGUCAGCCAAUGGGAAGAAGCGCAGGGUCCGCGCCCCACUGGGGAAGUGCCGGGGCGGGAUUUCCUGAGCUUCGCUGGGCUGGCUUGUUGUGGUGCGCGGAGAAGAAGAGCUGGUCAGCUGGGUGCGGCGUGAAGGGUCGGUCUGUGAAGACUCAGCCGUCAACAUGCCCGGGAUAGACAAGCUGCCCAUCGAGGAGGCGCUCGAGGACAGUCCCCAGACUCGGUCCUUGCUGGGUGUGUUUGAAGAAGAUGCUGCAGCAAUAUCUCGCUACAUUAACCAGUUAUAUAAAGCCAUGCACCGAAUUUAUGAUGCACAGAAUGAAUUAAGUGCAGCAACACAUUUAACUUCGAAGCUUCUAAAAGAAUACGAGCAGCAGCGGUUUCCUUUGGGUGGUGAUGAUGAAGUUAUGAAUUCUACUCUGCAGCAGUUUGCAAAAGUGAUAGAUGAGCUCAGUUCAUGUCAUGCUGUUCUGUCAACUCAGUUAGCUGAUGCCAUGAUGUUUCCCAUUACUCAGUUUAAGGAAAGGGAUUUAAAAGAGAUAUUGACUUUAAAAGAAGUUUUCCAGAUCUCGAGCAAUGAUCAUGAUGCUGCCAUCACCAGAUAUAGUCGCCUGUCAAAAAAAAGAGAAAAUGAGAAGGUCAAAUAUGAAGUUACAGAAGAUGUGUAUACUUCCAGGAAAAAACAACAUCAGACUAUGAUGCAUUAUUUCUGUGCAUUAAAUACUCUUCAGUACAAGAAGAAAAUUGCUAUGUUAGAACCCUUGUUAGGAUACAUGCAAGCUCAGAUAAGCUUCUUCAAGAUGGGAUCAGAAAAUCUUACUGAACAGCUGGAAGAGUUUUUAGCAAACAUUGGAACAAGUGUGCAGGAUGUUCGCAGGGAAAUGGAUCGUGAAGUAGAGACUAUGCAGCAGACUAUAGAAGACUUGGAGGUAGCCAGUGACCCACUGUAUUUGCCUGACCCCGAUACUACAAAAUUUCCUAGCCAACGGAACCUUACUCGGAAAGCAGGUUAUCUUAAUGCAAGAAAUAAAACAGGGCUCGUGUCUUCCAGUUGGGACAGGCAGUUUUAUUUCACUCAGGGUGGAAACUUAAUGAGCCAGGCACGAGGAGAUGUAGCUGGAGGACUUGUUAUGGAUAUAGACAACUGUUCAGUCAUGGCUGUGGACUGUGAAGACAGAAGAUAUUGCUUUCAGAUAACAUCUUUUGAUGGCAAAAAGUCUUCUAUUUUGCAGGCAGAGAGCAAAAAAGAUUAUGAGGAGUGGAUAUGUACAAUAAACAACAUCUCUAAACAGAUAUACCUCAGUGAAAACCCAGAGGAAAUUGCUGCACGUGUAAAUCAGACAGCUCUAGAGGCAGUCACCCCCUCACCUUCUUUCCAGCAGAGACAUGAGAGCAUGAGGCCAGCAGUACAGUCUCGUCCUCCCACAAAUCGUACUAGCAGCACUGGGUCUUUGGGAUCUGAUUCAGCAUCUCUGUCAGCGCUUUCUUUGGAUUCACUUGUUGCACCUGACAUACCUAUACAGUUUGACAUCAUUUCCCCAGUGAGCGAAGAUCAACCUGGCCAGGCAAAAAUCUCAGGACAGUCAGGCAGGCGUACAAACCCUUUUGGAGAAUCUGGAGGAGUUAAAUCAGAAACAGAAGAUUCUAUCCUUCAUCAGUUAUUUAUUGUAAGAUUCCUUGGAUCCAUGGAAGUGAAGUCUGAUGAAAAUCCUGAUAUUGUUUAUGAAACUAUGCGCCAAAUACUAGCAGCUCGAGCUAUACAUAACAUUUUCAGAAUGACAGAAUCACAUCUGUUAGUCACAUGUGACUGUUUAAAGUUAAUUGAUCCACAGACACAAGUUACAAGACUCAGGUUUCCUUUGCCAAAUAUAGUUCUGUACACCACUCAUCAGGAGAACAAACGCCUUUUUGGAUUUGUCCUUCGAACUUCAUCAGGGAGACCAGAUAGCAGACCGACUUCAGUCUGCUAUAUAUUUGAAUCAAACAAUGAAGGGGAAAAGAUUUGUGACUCUGUAGGACUUGCAAAACAGAUUGCAUUUCAUGCUGAAUUGGAUCGUAGAACCUCAGAGAAGCAGAAAGAAAUAGAGAGGGUGAAAGAGAAACAACAAAAGGAGCUCAGCAAACAAAAACAAAUUGAGAAGGAUUUGGAAGAGCAAAGCCGUCUAAUAGCUGCUUCUAGUAGAUCUAAUCAGAGUGCUGGAGAGGGCCAAUUUGUCGUCCUUAGUAGCCAAUCAGAAGACAGUGAUUUGGGAGAAGAAGGGAAGAAGAAACGUGAAUCUGAAGCAUGAACUGACCUUAGUGGGAGUCUUUGGACAUCUGAGAUGAGAUGGCAGAGAAUGCAAAAGAAACAAAGGUGUAGGGUUUCCUUUAUUAGAUGAGACUUCAUAUUUUGAACUUUCAUUUUUCUUUUCCUGCACUUGCAUAAUGUAGAUACGGACUUUCAUACUGUAAGGAAUCAUGUUCAAUGAUUGUGGCAGAAUUGGAGUUUAUGGACUUUUUUUGUUUACCAGGGUGAUCGUAACAAGGUAAAAGUUGGCAUAAGUUAUGAUUUUACUCUCCUGUUCAAAAUGUGCUUUAAAUAGGUAUCACGCUAAUUGCCGCUAAAUGAUUGUGAGGAUAAAUGGCCGGGGAGGGGGGGAUAAGUACUGCAAAACCAGAAAAAUCAUGAUAGUGUUUUUAAAUUUAAAUUGUUUGUAUCAUUUUUAUUUGAAAUUGCAAUGGGUUUUAUUAGCUUCUCAACAUAUUUUUGGCGACCUCCUUGAAUGGUGACUGCAAAACUAAUGCAGGUUAGCAAUUGGAAUGGGUAUAACUGUUCAUAUAACAAAUGUUUCCAUUUAAAGAUGAGAACAAUAAUAUGUGUAUGUCCAGGUAAUUGACAGUGAGCUUGCAAUGAUUAUUGGCAUUCAGUAAAUCUUUGGAGCCUUAGGUUUGAAAAUGUUGAUAGAAGAACCAUUUGUUCAAAGAACUUAUAAACUAACAGUUGAGAUGUGAAUUAAAAUUAGUUUUGAAGGACAACUUUGGUGUGCCACAUAAGUACUUGUAUAGCUUGCAUGAAUCUGCUAAAUUGCUGAGAAGUGUAGGCUGAACUUUGUUUUUAUUUAGAAAAAAGUAACAAGUCUUCAAAUAUAUCAGAUGUCAGCAUUUUCUGCCUGCACCAGAGGACUCUUAAAACAAAAGUUUAUCCUUUAUAUUGUACUAACUACAGUAACUAGGAAAGUCCAUUAUAAAGUCCUACAUCCCAAAUGAUCAAACCAUUAGUUUCAUUAAAAGCAAUCUGUAAAAUGGGCUUAAUCCAUGGAAGUUGCUCAGAAUAGUAGAGGCCAACAUUUAGUCUCCUGUGCAUUCAGCUGUAGGCUCUGUGUAGCAUUUAUGUGAACAAAUGAAGCCUAUAUCCUAUAGUUUAGUUAUGCACAUCCCUUUCAUCCAAGCAGGAUUACCUUUUUAAAAACUUCGCCCUAAAGAUUGCUAAAAAACCUGCCUUGAUAUACCUAAGUUUUUGUUGCUGAAAUGGGAAAAAACUCACUCUGAAGGAAGAAACAAAAAUGCAUCAUGAAUCAUUAGAUAUCUGAGACCUUUUGAAGUACCCAUUUUGCUACCCACUCCUGAGACCUGUGGAGGAAUUUCUCUCAUAGAACUCCAAUACUGUUUGCCAAGAAACUAUUAAUAUCUAUCAAAAGGAGCUCGAUAGGGCUCCAGCAAAUUUAGGGGCUGCAGCUGCUAGCAGUUUCUCCCCCUUCCACCACUACCCUGAGUUUCUGCGAGUAUCGACUUGUGCAUAAGGCUGAUGAAAUACAUUUAAUGCUGCUUCAUUUACUUGUGGUAAAGGAAUACUAACCUAUGUUUUAUAUUUGGGGGUAGCUUACUUUCUAAAUUGGCAAAGCCCAUCAUAAUUAUAUCUUUUUUAGCUUAAUAAAGCCAUAUAUUAUGUUACACUGUGUUAAUUUUAAAUUUGUGUUGAAGCGAAUAACCAGUUUCUAUGAUAAACAAGUCUUAUGUUUUCAGAUUAACCUCUGCCAGUUGUUGCCUGCAAUCUUUGUUUGUGUGUGUGUAUAUAUAUGUAAAGAUGUUAUGUUCAUACACUGUAUUAUAAUGUGCAUAAUACCUGUAUGUCCUUGAUAAUAAAACUGAUGGGUAUUACUCCUCUA